Molecule: messenger RNA, 3260 nt
Organism: Tilletiopsis washingtonensis
Lineage: Eukaryota; Fungi; Basidiomycota; Exobasidiomycetes; Entylomatales
Exons: 3
Coding region: 55-3201 (1048 amino acids)
Molecular function (GO): phosphatidylinositol binding
Source: RefSeq, a predicted model, not a curated record
GUCACCGAUCCAUCCACCCACCCGCCGCGCCUCUCACAGGCCUCUUCCGCGGCCAUGUCCGCGUCCGGCAGCAUCGAUGCGGCCUUUGCCCACGCCGGCACGUCGCUCGCGCCGCCGCCGCCCAGCGCCGGCGCCGACGACUCGGCGGCGGGCGUCGCCGCACGCAUCCCGCGCCUGCGCGACGGGCCCGACGACAUGCGCCUCACGCCGCUGCGCGCCCACUACCUCAAGAAGACGCUCCUCUCGCUGCAGGUCGAGCGCGAGAUCAAGAGCCUCAGCCAGAAGGAUGCGCUCUCCACCUUUGGGCCGCCCUUUCACGCCUCGGCGAGCGUGUCGCGCGCCGACGUGCCCGUGCUGCGCUUUCUCUUCCACCACUUCAUCCUCACCUUUCCCUUCCUGCGCUCGGCGCCCGCCAACUUCUGGGGCGACAAGGUGCAGGUCUUCGUCUCGCGCUUCCUCGAGCGCAACAUCAGCGGCACGACGCCCGAGGAAGGCGAGGUGUCGAAGCGCACGCGCCUCGGUACCAAGAUCGGCAAGUGGGUCACGCUGCUCAUGGGCGCCGCCAUCCACGCCAACAGCGCCGAGGAGAUCCUCAGCAUCGCGCCGGCGGACCGCGAGCGCAUGACGGCGGCGCAGGCUCGCAUGCGCGCAGCGCUCGCCGGUGCGCCGCCGCCCGACACGGGCUUCGACGUCAACGUCGUCGGCGUGCGCAGCGUGUCGACCAAGGCGGGCCGCCUGGCGCGCACGCGCACGCACGACGAGUUCCUGCUGCGUACGCGGCGCGAGGGCAUGCCCGACGUCUAUGUCAGCCGCCGCUACGGCGACUUUGCGCGGCUGGCCGACACGCUGCGCGUCGAGUUCCCGGGCGAGGACCUCGGGCGCCCGCCGGCCAAGGACCGCCGCGGCACGCAGUGGGCCGGCACGCAGAGCAUGGGCCAGCACGAGGCGCAGAACGGCUCGCCGGAGCAGCAGCUCGCCGACCUGCACAUCGGCACGUCGGCGCCGCACCCGGGGGCGCCGCUGGCGCGCGAGAAGAACCGCCUCACGCUGCGCGCCUACGUGCGCUCGCUGCUGGCGAUUCCCUCGGUGGCCGACUCGGGAGCGCUUUCGGACUUCCUGCUCGGCGAGCCGACGCGCCUGACGCCCGACGAGGAGGCCGACAUUACGGCGCGCGAGGCGCUCGACGCCGUGCGCGAGGAUGAGGCAGGCCGCUUCGCCGCCGAGGCGUCGCGGCGCGUCGGCGAGCUGCGCGAGCACAUCGCCGAGUUCAAGGCGCAGCUCGUGCAGCGCGACGGCCUCUCGCAGGUGUUCGGCACGAUCAAGCGCACACCGCUCAUCGAGGACCUGCCGGAGAGCUACCGCGCGCUGCUGGCGUGGGGCCGCAUCUCGGCGGCCUCGACGCUCUUCCACCUCUUCAUGGGCUCGGACACGUCGUCGGACCUCUUCGGCCAGCUGAAGCGCAUCCACGGCCUCAUGCCGUACUUCAUGCUGCGCGGCAUUCUGCGCAUCUCGAAUCCCGUGUACAUGGUGCGCAGCGUGCUCGACCUCUUCCUGGCGCGCCCGUUCGGCCAGACGUCGCUGCUGCAGCGCAUGUUCACGUCGAGCCUGCAAGAGGAGGUCAAGGAGCUCGAGACGAUGGCGCUCGGCGUGCGCGCCAAGAUCGAGGACGACGACCUGUGCGAGCGCGUGCGUGCCUUUGUGCACUCGCCGCACGAGUACCAGAGCGCGCUCAAGCGGCAGGCACGCGCCGAGCGCCUCGACAUGCUCACCGUCAUCCUGCGCUCGCCGCCGGAGGGCACGCCGCCGCUGGCGCGCCCGCAGGUGCACCGCGUCGUGCGCGCCAGCCGCGCGUACGAGCUGUACAAGGAGUACCGCGCCAACCUGGGCCGCGGCGAGGAGGACCAGGGCCCGGACGCCGUCGACGCCGAGGCGUGGCUGUACGAAGACCUGCACGUGUACCUGCGCUGCAUGACGCGCCUGCGCGACAAGGAGCAGAUGAUCAGCCUCGUGUUCGAGGGCGUCACCUCGGAGCUGCUCAAGGACAUCGUCACGAUCUUCUACUCGCCGCUGGCGCAGGUGUACAAGGCGGCGAACAUCGCCGACAGCCUGAGCGACCUGCAGGCCUUCAUCACGGACCUCAUCCGCACCGUCGAGAGCAGCGAGGAGCUCAGCUACACGGACCCGCAGCGCACCGUGCAGGUCUUCAUCGACCUCGUGCAGCGCCACGAGGGGCGCUUCUACCACUUUGUGCACGAGGUGCACUCCAAGGGCUCGGGCCUCUUCGACGGCCUCAUGCACUGGAUUGAGCUCUUCAUCAACUUUGUGCGCGGGGCCGACGGCGUCGGCAGCGAGGAGCAGCGGCGUGGUCUCGGCCAGGUUGACCUCGAGAUCUGCAUGCCUGCCGGCGGCGCUGAGCGGCGCGCGGCCCUCGCCGAGAUUGAUGCAGUGAUUGUACACGCGUACCGCGUCAAGAUGGUGCGCGAGCUCAAGCUCAGCCGGCGCCUGGCGAACAAGGAGGUCGAGGGCGCCGCCGGCAAGCUGAUGGGCAGCAGCGAGCUCGACGAUCAGGCGUUCGUCGCAGCGAUGGUGGACAAUCUCGGCGUCGGCAACGCAUUCACCGGCGAGAUGGAGGAUGUCGAGGCGGACCUCGAGGACGAGGAGGGCAGCGACGAAGAGAAUGACGAGCGCGAGGAUCGCUUCGACGACGCCCGCGCCUCGUUCGACGAGACGAGCGAGUCAGACGCCGGCAGCGAGGCGCAGCACGCACCCGACGCCGGCGUGUCGCGCUGGCGGCCACCACCGCCUGGCCGCAGCUUCUCGCAGCUGACGGCGCGCCCGGACAAGGAGCUGCCGGAGCUGCCACCAGCGGACACCGCGCCGCAGACGCCCGCACGCAAGCCGCGCCCGCCAAAGGCGCCGACGCUCGUCGUGCUGCCCGAGAUGGUGCCGCUCUUCACCGAGCUGGUGCGGCCAAUGCUUCGUCCCGCUCGUUCUGCCAGCGCGAGUUCCUUCAGCGCACCGCCGACGCCUGGCGGCUUUGGUUCCGAGGCCGCAGCAGCGCGAGAGAGCGGCUCACAUCACAGCUCGUCGCCGCCAGCGCCGCCGGCACCAGCUGGAGGCGGCUACGAGCCGCGGCGACGCACGCCGUCCGCGCAGCAGCAGCAAGGCAGCGCGGCGCCGCCGGGCGCCUGGGGAUUCUGAGACGUGGCUUCUGGGGUUCGAUGCGAGGGCAAUAGACUAUGUGCAGCGUCACACGGCGG